CUCUCUCAAAUAAAAUAAAAUUAAAAAGUUGAGUAGAAUGGGCAUGGGCAUGUUAUCCAGCUUCUGAGCAUGAAGAAAGAAUGUGACCCUAGCCUUUCCCAUGGUGACAAUCUCCCCACAAGAACAUGCCCCUCACAAAGAGUCUCCCCCAUCCCUCUCCAGAAGAGAAGAGGAAACACAGGAAGCACCUAGUGCAGAGCCCCACUUCCUACUCCAUGGAUGUGAAAUGCCCAGGUUGCUAUAAAAUCACCACCAACUUUAAUCGUGAACAAAUGGUAGUUUUGUGUGUUGGCUGCUCCACUGUUCUCUGCCAACCUACAGGAGGAAAAGCAGGGUGUACAGAAGAAUGUUCCUUCAGACAGAAACAGCACUAA
Zalophus californianus (California sea lion) is the source of this 374-nucleotide messenger RNA. Its product is annotated as 40S ribosomal protein S27-like. Lineage: Eukaryota; Metazoa; Chordata; Mammalia; Carnivora; Otariidae. The coding region runs from base 126 to 374 and encodes 82 amino acids. Gene Ontology annotation, biological process: translation; ribosomal small subunit assembly. Gene Ontology annotation, molecular function: RNA binding; structural constituent of ribosome. Gene Ontology annotation, cellular component: ribosome; cytosolic small ribosomal subunit. The record is from RefSeq and is a predicted model, not a curated record. The transcript has a single exon.